Anopheles bellator is the source of this 1112-nucleotide messenger RNA. RefSeq lists its product as uncharacterized. Gene Ontology annotation, molecular function: zinc ion binding. The coding region runs from base 69 to 944 and encodes 291 amino acids. The transcript has 3 exons. Gene Ontology annotation, cellular component: nucleus. Lineage: Eukaryota; Metazoa; Arthropoda; Insecta; Diptera; Culicidae. The record is from RefSeq and is a predicted model, not a curated record.
ACUAAAUCAACAAUAUGUCCUUACGCUAGACAGACACUCUUCGCGUUAAAAUAUUUAGAGCAUUUAAAAUGUCUCAACAAACUCGUAAAGUCGUUAAACGGCAACCCGUUGCCGCAAGUGUACGCUGCAGUUUCUGUUUGUCAAAGUCGAAUAUAUUUUCAUUAUUUCCACUCGACCAGUUUCCACAUCCAUAUCCACAUUACUUAGUACACUUCAUCGAUAGUUACUUCGGUUUUGGACUGUCACCGGAAUCUGAUAAAGACUUCCAACUGUGUAAAAAAUGUAUCAAAACCAUGGAAUGCUUUGUUGCAUUUAGAAAUAAAUGCCGCCGCAAUUACUACCAGCAACAUGUGCGGAGAUCGAUGUGCAAACCGAAAGUUCCAGUGGAAGUGCAAGAAACAUUGCCUUCUUCUUCCCAUUUGAGCUCAACCGAGGUCGCGAAUCAACCGCACAACGUAAUGGUCAAACUAGAACCUACCGACGAUUGCGUUGCCGCUUCCGAUCGCCCUGGAACUUCGAAAAUGAAAUGUUCAUUACAGUUUCUACUAACCGGCGCAUCAGAGCACGCACAGAGCUCCCGGUUACUCAACGGAAACAAGGGUGUGAAGCGCCGAUCAGCAACUGUUCAAAAGAAAGACGCAAAGAAACCGGCAUUACAGCAAAAAGUUAUUGACAACUGGAAAAAGGGAGCAAAACAUAUACGGGUUAUCAUGAACCGCACUCGUCCAUCGGAUGAAAACAUGCCUUAUGUAGAAGAAAAACCUACGCCUUUAAAACUGUUAAAUCCAGCGGCAGCCUGUAACAAUGGCUGUGACUCUGGUCCUUCCAAGCUAAGCAACAUAGCUCUAAAGAGCAACCGUAAUGAAAACGUUAAUCCGUGCAUACGUUCGUGUGUGGUUAAAAUAGAAAAACUAAACAUUCGUAAGUUCGGUUACAUUUGUUAGAGCGCUACUUCAGAUCCAUGCUUCAUUGCAAAAUACAAGCAUUGGGUAUUGCCUUGCUGAUGAAAGACAGGCGAAAUAAUAUAAAAACCCUGUAGAAUGUCAUUACCAUUUGCAUUUUAUUAAUUUAUUUUACUUCAUCAAAAUAAAGUGUGCGAAUCGGGAGGCAAA